Molecule: messenger RNA, 3087 nt
Organism: Sphaeramia orbicularis (orbiculate cardinalfish)
Lineage: Eukaryota; Metazoa; Chordata; Actinopteri; Kurtiformes; Apogonidae
Product: neurofilament medium polypeptide
Exons: 4
Coding region: 112-2445 (777 amino acids)
Biological process (GO): axon development; intermediate filament bundle assembly
Cellular component (GO): axon; neurofilament
Molecular function (GO): structural constituent of postsynaptic intermediate filament cytoskeleton
Source: RefSeq, a predicted model, not a curated record
UCUCUUUAACAACAGAGCAUCCCGGUGCUGACUCCUGAGUUUUCCCUCCCUCCUAUAUAAGCUCAACUCUUCCCCUCCUGCUGCAGUCACUUCUCCUCCGGCCCCACCAACAUGAGUUUCACGGUGGAUCAUCACUACUUUGGGCCGACUGCAUACCGCAAGGCUCGGCCGGCCUCCGUGUCCUCCAGCGGCUUCCACUCACAGCGCCGCCGCCUCACGUACAGCCAGCCGUCCUCCGUUGACAGCGUGGACGCCUUCAACGGUGACAUGACUCGUAGAAGCGAGAAAGAGAUUCUUCAGGCUCUGAACGACCGGUUCGCCGGCUACAUUGACAAGGUGCGGAACUUGGAGAUGCACAACCGCAACUUAGAGGCCGAGGCGGCUGCGCUGCGACAGAACCAGGCUGGGCGCGCCUCUGUCGGGGAGCACUAUGAGAGAGAGUUGGGCGACCUGAGGGGUCUCCUGCAACAGUUGACCGGAGAGAAAGCCCGCGCUGCUCUGGAGCAUGAACACCUGGAGGAAGACAUCCAGCACCUGAGAGCCCGGCUGGAGGAUGAGGCGCGCAACCGGGAAGAGUUGGAGGCCGCCGCGCGCGCCAUGAAGAAGUAUGUUGAGGAGUGCCGGCUGGCAAGGCUCGAGUUGGACAAGAAGCUCCGUGCCCUAGAGGAGGAAUCGGAUUUUCUGAAAAAGAACCACGAAGAAGAAGUGGCUGAGCUCCUCGCGCAGAUUCAGGGCGCGCAGGUGAGCUUUGAUCUGCGAGACUCGCUCAAAGCGGACGUCACCACCGCACUGCGAGAGAUCCGCGCGCAGCUGGACAGUCACGCAACGAAGAGUGCCACUCACGCGGAGGAAUGGUUUAAGGUGCGCGUGGACCGUCUGUCUGAGGCUGCUAAGUCCAACCGGGAUGCAAUCCGCGGGACCCAGGAUGAGAUUGCAGAGUAUCGCCGUCAGCUGCAGAAUCGCACCAUUGAGUUGGAGACUCUGCGGGGAACCAAGGAAUCACUGGAGAGACAGCGUAUGGAAUGUGAAGACAGACAUCAUGACGACCUCCUCUCACUACAGGAGACCAUCAAUCAGUUGGAUAGUGAGCUGAAAACCACUAAAUGGGAGAUGGCCAGCCAGCUGAAAGACUAUCAGGAACUGCUGAAUGUGAAGAUGGCUCUUGAUAUUGAGAUCGCUGCUUACAGGAAACUACUUGAGGGAGAGGAGAACCGUUUUGUGUCAGGAGGUGGUCCAUAUUCCUACCUGGAGGGCAGGAUCUCUGCCCAUUUAAAAAUGAAAGGAGAGGAGAUCUCAGAUAGAGUCAUUGUGGAGGAACAGACAGAUGAAACCCAGGUGACAGAGGUGACAGAGGAGGCCGAUGAAGAGGAAGAGGAGGAAAAGAAAGAAGGAGAUGAAGAAGAAGAAGAGGAAGCAGGAGAGGAAGAAGAGGGUGCAGAAACCAAAGAGGAGGAGGAAGAAGGGGAAGAUAAGGAGGAAGAAGGAGAAGAAGAGGAAGAGAAAGGUGAUGAAAAGGAAGAGGAGGAGGAGAAAGGAGAGGAAGAAGAGGCAGGUGAGGAAGACGAGAAGCCCAAAUCUCAAGAAAAGGAUGCCUCCCCUCCUUCAAAAUCCCCUCAACCUAAAUCUCCUGCUGUCAAAUCACCAGAAUCAAAGUCUCCACCAAAAUCACCAGAAUCUAAAUCACCAGCAGCCAAAUCCCCAAUGCCCAAAUCACCUGCAAAGUCUCCUGCUGUCAAAUCACCUGCAGGAGAUGAGUCAAAGUCACCUGUGUCAAAAUCCCCACCCAGCAAAUCCCCUGAAUCUAAGUCUCCCCCUCACAAGAGCCCUGAACCAAAGUCUCCUGAAAAAGAGAAGGCCAAGCCUGCAAAAGAUGCCCCUAAAGAAGAGAAGAAAGAGGAGGAGCCAAAGCCCGUCAAAGAAGAAAAGAAGGAGAAAGAGCAGCCUGUGAAGGAGGAGAAAAAGCCGGAGCCUAAGGAGAAAGAGCCUGAGAGCAAAGCAGAGAAGUCUGACAAACCUGACACGAAGAAAGAGAGCAAAGCAGAAGUGCCCAAGAAGGAUGAGGCCUCCAAACCUGCUGCUCCUUCCAAGCCUGUAGAGGAUAAGCCUGCCUCAAAGCCUGAGCCUAAGGAUAGUGCUCCCCCUACCAAGGAGGAGAAACCCUCUGCUCCUAAGUCAGAGAAGGCCGAACCAGAGGCAAAGCCUGUCCCAAAAGCAGAGCCUGAGAAAACAGACACCAAGAAAGUAGAGAAGAAACCAGAGGAAAAGCCUGCACCUAAAGCGGAGCCUGAGAAAACAGAGAGCAAGAAAGAGGAGAAGAAACCAGAGGAGAAAAAGGAGAGCAGUAAAGGAGCAGCUGACAGUAAGGAGGUGAAAGAGGGAGCGAAGACUGAGAAAGCCGAGAAGUCUUCUAGCACCGACAGCAAGGAGGAGAAGGCCAAGAAGUGAGACUGGUACGCUGUGUUUCAGGGUAAGGCAGGGAGAUGGAGGUGGAGAUGCCAAAGAACUUUGCGGGGGGAGGGGAGGGCAGGGCAAAGAGCAGGACAGCCCAGCUGUUCAGACCGGCACUUCAGUGUCUAAAGCAAAGCAGGUAACGGUAUGUAAGCAAUAGUGACUUCUGUAGCAAAUAAACCCCCGCUCCCAAGUAUGGCCAUUACACACCCCUGAUGCUUCUGAUGUAUGACUGUAGUGAAUGCAGAAUGCUCUAAACUCUUUAACUGAAUGUGACGACUGCCCUUAUUAAUAAACAAGUGCAUUUAAACUGAAUCCCACUGACAGGCACCACUGGGGCCUGUACCUGACAAGCCUUCAAGGGUAGAGAUGUCAAAACAAUGUUAAGCUAAAGAUUGUGACAGAUAUUGAAUAUAAAAAUGUAUAUUUAAGGACACAGAAAUGUCUAUAUUAUAUUUACAGAUAGUAAGAAAGACUUGAAUUUGCUUGUUGUGCACCUUAACGCAGCUUCUCCCGACAGGUGAGCUGCAGUGUCUCACUCCUCUGGUCUGCAAUGCUAGGACAAUGAUGACUGUGCUAUGUAUAAACUGCUGAGAUUAUGCAAUAUGAAACAGAUAAAUAAAGAAUGAAAAACAAACA